AUGGCGAGCCCAGAGGCCCUUCGCAUCCUCAGGGAGCUGCAGGCAAAGCCUGAAAAUAAGGUCUGCGUGGACUGUGAGACAAAGAACCCGCAGUGGGCGACCGUCUCGUACGGCACGUUCAUGUGCCUCGAGUGCAGCGGCAAGCACAGGGGCCUGGGCGUGCACAUCUCAUUUGUCAGGUCCGUGACGAUGGACGCGUGGAACCCCGACCAGCUGCGCAAGAUGCAGGCGGGCGGCAACGGCAAGCUGGACGCGUUCUUCCAACAGCACGGUGUCGACAAGGCCACUGAUAUCAAGGUCAAAUACAACAACAAGGUUGCAGAGGUCUACCGAGACAAGAUCCGUGCGGAGGUAGAGGGCCGGCCCUGGACCGCUCCAGCGCCCGGCAGCAUCAGGGUGGACCUCGGCCCCGCGCCCACGGGCGGCAGCCGCCCCGCGUCGGCCGGCCGCCCCGCUCCCGGCGGUGGCGGCGGGGGCGGCGACGACUGGGGCGACUGGGGCAACAGCGGCGGCAACGGCGGUGCGGCUACAGGCGCACGCAACGGCAGCUUUGGCAAUGGCAGCGCGGGCAACAGCGAGUACACGAUGUCUCAGCUGCAAGCCAGCGCAGCCAACAAGGAUGCGUUCUUCGAGCGCCGCAAGCUGGAGAACGCAGCCAAGCCCGAGGGCCUGCCGCCGAACCAGGGCGGCAAGUACGUGGGCUUUGGCAGCUCCCCAGCGCCCCCGCCCCGCGGCCGCGGGGCCGGCGGGGCCGGCGGCGGCGCGGACGACGUGUCUCAGCUGCUCUCCAAGGGCCUGCAGUCGCUGACCGUGGUUGGCGCGACCGCCGGGGAGGCGCUGCGCCACGGCACGGCGCAGGUGAGCACUCUGCUGGCAGAGAAGCAGGUGGCGGAGACGGCCAAGGAGCUCAAGGACAAGGGCGCCGCGCUGGCAUCUGCUGGCUGGAACGGCCUCCGCAGCCUGUACGCGAAUGUUGCGUCCACGGUCGAGUCUGCUGCAAAGGAGAGUGGGUACAAGAUCGACCUUGGAGCGCGCACGGUGGCAGCCAGCUUGCAGCAGGAGCAGCAGCGGCAGGCAUUGAUGCAGGGCGGGUAUGGCGGGUAUGGGGGAGGCGGCGCGGGCUACGGCGGCAACGGGGGAGCUGGCGGCCACAACCUGCACCACAGCGUCAGUGAUGGUCGGCUACCGCAACAGGGCGGAUAUCAGCAGCAGCAGCAGCAGCAGCAACAGCAGCAGCAGCGCGGUGGCGGCGGCGGCGGUGGGUUUUCGGGCUUUGACGACAGUGCGGCGAAUGGUCGCGGCGGCGGCGGUGGUGCCGGCGGCGGUUGGGAUGACUGGGGCAAUGGCAGUGGUGCUGGCAGCGGAGCCGGCGGCCGGGGGGCAGCGCCCGCCGCUGCGCCGCGGGCUGGCGUGGCGCCCCAGAAGUCGCUCAGCAACCCCGAGAUUGCGCGCAAGGCUGCGGCUGACGACGACUGGGGCAAGUGGUGA
This is a messenger RNA of Monoraphidium neglectum, 1488 nucleotides long. RefSeq names its product putative ADP-ribosylation factor GTPase-activating protein AGD6. Gene Ontology annotation, molecular function: GTPase activator activity. NCBI's taxonomy places the organism in Eukaryota, Viridiplantae, Chlorophyta, Chlorophyceae, Sphaeropleales, Selenastraceae. The record is from RefSeq and is a predicted model, not a curated record. Gene Ontology annotation, biological process: vesicle-mediated transport. The transcript is spliced from 4 exons. The coding region runs from base 1 to 1488 and encodes 495 amino acids.